This is a messenger RNA of Striga hermonthica, 2235 nucleotides long. Lineage: Eukaryota; Viridiplantae; Streptophyta; Magnoliopsida; Lamiales; Orobanchaceae. The record is from the annotation of a GenBank genome assembly.
AUGAUGGGAGACGGCAUGAUAAUAGGUCUGGAAGAUGAGGAAAGAGAACUAAUCAAAACUCUGAUCAAGCGACCAUAUAAUCCAUUUCCUGAUAAGAUUGCCAUCACCCCCAUCAUCGGCAUGCCUGGCCUCGGGAAAACGACCCUGGCCUGGAAGGCUUAUAACAACGAGGAAAUCCAGCGAGAGUUCCCCACCCGAAUAUGGGCCUCCGUCUCUCGAGAGUUCAACCCGAGAACCAUCUUUCUCGGCAUCCUCCACGAGUUCACGAGCAAGGACAUGUCAGCCGAGACAACCUCUGACCUGGCAAAAGCUAUUCGUGCUUCUCUACAAGACAAGAAGUUCCUUUUGGUCCUGGACGAUGUAUGGACUGCCAAGGCAUUGUCUACCAUCAGGUCUGCCUUGCCAGAGGACAACGAGAGGAGUCGAGUCCUUAUCACCACCCGCAGUCAGAAAAUCUUCAACCGGAUCGAACAUUAUGAUUAUCCCCAUAGGCUGCGUUUCUUGACGAAUGACGAAGGUUGGCGACUUCUCCAGUUCAAACUAUUAGGGAAGGAUGGGCAGUUUCCUUCGCAGCUGCAAGGGCUGGGAAGGCAUAUAAGUCAACGAUGCCGAGGAAUACCGAUGCUGUUGUUGAUGAUAGCAGGGAUUCUUAUGGACUACGUCUCGAAAGCACAAACAAGUGUUGCCCUCGUGAAGUCGUGGAUAGAGCUAUCCCAUAGCCUGGACAAGUACACUCUUGCAGGAUCCGAUGUUUUCAGGAGUGUUUUGGAAUUGAGUUAUGAUAGGAUGUGUGAGGAGUUGAGGGACUGCUUUCUUUAUUUUGGGGUGUUCCCCGAAGAUUAUGAGAUCCCGGCUUGGACAUUGACCCGGUUGUGGAUUUCCGAGGGGUUCGUUCGACCUAGGCAGGGACAGAGCUUGGAGGAGAGAGCACGUGAGAACCUAAUGGAUCUCAUCGACCGCAACUUGGUCAUCGUUGAUAAACUUAAAAGCAACGGUGAGGUCAAGACGUGCCGGAUUCAUGACACAGUGCACGACUUUUCUAAAGCGGAGUCCAAGGAGAAAGAGCAUCUUUUCCAAGUAUUGACAAAAAAUGCCGAUGGAACUUUUAACUAUCAUUCUCAAAAUAUGGCCCCACUGAACAAUCAGCACCGCCGUAUUUGCAUUCAUUCCAAUGUCCUGGAGUUCUUCUCUCCAGAGCCGUACGCCCCAGCCACUCGUUCUUUCCUUUCUUUCUCCGGAGAAGAAAUCGCCUUGCCGACCGAGGACAUCCCGAAAAUCCCGGGGGCCUUCGAGUUGGUGAGGGUUUUACAUGUGAAGCCCCUCGUGUUCAGAAUAUUCCCCCUCGGGCUGACUCAACUCAUGCUUCUCAAGUACGUGGUCCUGUCUAGUGACUUCAAAGUCCUUCCGGAAGCCAUUUCCAGGCUAAGCAACGUGAUGACUCUCGUAAUCCAUACAUCGUCCCGUACUUUGGCAAUCAAAGCCGAUAUUUGGAGCUCGAUGGCCCAGUUGAGAGACUUGAAGACGAAUGCAUCCAUUACUCUGCACAAAAAACCAGCAGCUGGCAAAAACAAAGGAGGCCAACAUCUUCAGACGCUGGCCAACAUAUCACCGGGUGAUUGCACCCUCGACUUGUUCGAGCGGGCACAUCACCUCAAGAAAUUAGGCAUUCGGGGGAUACUUGCCACCAUGAAUUUUGACAACUUAAGAGUAUUAAAUGACCUUGAGAAUUUGAAACUGCUGAAUGAUGACAUCCAUGAUCUCUUGACCCCACUCAGCCUUCCUCUACCAGAAAAUUUCCCCCCGAAACUUAGGAGCUUGACGCUAUCUGCCACUUUUCUCAGUUGGGAGCAGAUGUGUGUCCUAGGAAUGCUGGAGAAUCUGGAGGUGCUCAAGCUCAAAGACAACGCGUUCGUGGGUCGGUGCUGGGAGGUGGGCCCCGGUGGUUUCCGUAGCCUUGUAGUGCUGCACAUUGGCUACACGGACAUAGUUUCUUGGGAAGCUUCUGAUCACGGCUUUCCUAAGCUUAAAUGCCUAAUGCUUAGAAACUGCGAGGAACUUGAGUCGCUGCCCCAAGUGCUUGUAGAUAUACCCUGCCUCGAGACAAUGGUCUUGCAUCGUCUAAGCAAAUCGGCUGUGGCUUCAGCUAGAAAAAUCCACCAGCAAAUACUGGACAACAGAGUGGACUGUGGAGGCGGCAGGGGAAUAAAGCUUUCGAUAUUUCCUCCUUAUGAAUGA